This is a messenger RNA of Triplophysa rosa, 2207 nucleotides long. RefSeq names its product pre-B-cell leukemia homeobox 2 (gene pbx2). The coding region runs from base 151 to 1362 and encodes 403 amino acids. The record is from RefSeq and is a predicted model, not a curated record. The transcript is spliced from 8 exons. Gene Ontology annotation, molecular function: DNA-binding transcription factor activity, RNA polymerase II-specific; RNA polymerase II cis-regulatory region sequence-specific DNA binding. Gene Ontology annotation, cellular component: nucleus. Gene Ontology annotation, biological process: regulation of transcription by RNA polymerase II; embryonic organ development; neuron development. NCBI's taxonomy places the organism in Eukaryota, Metazoa, Chordata, Actinopteri, Cypriniformes, Nemacheilidae.
UUAGCUCACAAUACAUGCACUUGUGCACAUUUUCGAUGCCCACGCAAGGGCACGUUUUAUUUUUGUCUGUCAAUCGCUAGGGGACUCCAGCGUGGUGAUGCAUGGACACACACCCUCGCACACACACACUAGGUUAAUGCACUGCUCAGGAUGUUGCAGCCGCAGCAGCCCGUUACAGGCAACAGGCCCAGCGCAAGCCGCGGCCUCGGGUUGAGAGUCCACCCGGGAAUGCAUCCUCUCAACGCGGUGCACCCUCCCUCGCAACACCGGCCCGACGGCGGCGAUCCCGGGGGCCUCGAAGGCACCGAAAACGGACACGACAACCGGCGAGACAUCGGUGAUAUCCUACAGCAGAUCAUGACCAUAACCGACCAAAGUUUAGACGAAGCUCAAGCGAAAAAACACGCUUUAAACUGUCAUCGGAUGAAACCCGCUCUGUUCAGUGUGCUGUGUGAAAUUAAAGAGAAAACAGGCCUUUCCAUGAGAAACGCUCACGAAGAGGAACAUCCGGACCCGCAGCUCGUGCGAUUGGACAACAUGCUGCUAGCCGAAGGCGUUGCCGGCCCGGAAAAGGGGGGCGGAGCUGCUGCCGCAGUCUCUGCGGCGACCAGCUCCGGUGGGAUGUCUCCUGACAGCUCAUUGGAGCACUCCGACUAUAAAAGCAAGUUGAGCCAAAUUCGGACUAUUUACCACACAGAGCUGGAAAAAUAUGAGCAGGCCUGCAGCGAGUUCACCACCCAUGUGAUGAAUCUGCUGAGAGAACAGUCUCGCACGCGGCCCAUCUCUCCCCGCGAGAUCGAGCGCAUGGUGGCCAUCAUCCACCGCAAGUUCAGCUCCAUCCAGACGCAGCUGAAGCAGAGCACCUGCGAAGCCGUCAUGAUACUGCGCUCACGCUUCCUGGAUGCCAGGCGUAAACGGCGUAAUUUUAGCAAACAGGCCACAGAAGGGUUGAACGAGUACUUCUAUUCACAUCUAUCGAACCCUUACCCGAGCGAAGAAGCUAAAGAAGAGCUGGCCAAGACGUGUGGUAUAACUGUGUCUCAGGUGUCCAACUGGUUUGGCAACAAGAGGAUUCGCUAUAAGAAGAACAUCGGCAAGUUCCAGGAGGAGGCCAAUCUAUACGCCAUGAAGACCGCCUUAGGAGCAACACAGAGUGAGGAGUCGCCCCACACUCCUAACUCCACCGGCUCAGGGUCGUUCUCGCUAUCGGGGUCAGCUGACUGCUUCCUCGGUGUUCCACCAAUGAACGGCGAGCAGCCUUCCUAUCACAUGGGUGCUGAGACUAAUGGUAACUGGCAGGAGCAGAACACGCCCCCCUCCGCCGCCUCACCCGGAAGCGAUCACUCCGACAACUCGGACUGAUGAAAUCAACCCUCCACCCUGACGUCUGGCUCAGAUACCGGAGAACAAAAGUGACGACCGAAGAACGAUGGUCACUCUUUUACCCAAUAGCAGUUUUUUCGUUUGUAAUAUUGAGCCUCAUUCGUGAAUCACAACGGAAGGAGUUUAUGUGAAUCACUUUUACGAAACGUUCUAAUUCAGUUCAGUGCGCGCAGAACACGUUUGCGCAAAUCGUUCGUGAAAUCUUUAUUGCGUAAACGUUUGCAUUUAAUUCAUUGCGAGCGGAACGAAAUUCAUUGUGUGAAUAGUUCAGCACUAAUUUACGCAAAAACAGAUUUUAUGGACGACUUGUGAUUCACCGAUGAGGCUGUUCUGCGUUCGGAGCGAGUCUGAGUGCGUUUGUGUGAGAGGAAGAGCUGAAUGCAAAACUGGUUUUUAGUUGCAAUCAUAUAUUUUAUUGUAGUUUUAUUUGUCAGUUUUCACUACAUCACUUUCAAUAUUUGUUACUGCAAUAUCUAGGUGUUGAAAGGGGAACUUUUUAAAGACGCAUUAAGACUGCUUUCAUUAUAGUUCUAUUAUUAAUGUUAUCACUGCUCUGUAUUGUUUAUCAAACGCUCAGAUAGAAUUGGCUUGGGUGACGGGGGCAAUAGAGAAAUCCAAAGAUUGUUUUUGUGUGUGCGCGUGUGUGUGCGUUUCUCUUUUUUACUGGGUUUGUGUAUGUACCAAUACAUGAAUGAGGCGUGUUUGCGUGUCUUUAUUUACCGUUUGAAUGAGUAUAUCAACAGUGCUGUCUUUUCUCUGUACAGUGAAACACCUGUAUUCUCUACCUCUUUUACAAUAAAGACUGUCUGUGUACACAUUCAUCA